Messenger RNA from Antechinus flavipes (yellow-footed antechinus), 5403 nucleotides. RefSeq names its product SS18L1 subunit of BAF chromatin remodeling complex (gene SS18L1). Bases 243 to 1451 code for a protein of 402 amino acids. Gene Ontology annotation, cellular component: nucleus. Gene Ontology annotation, biological process: positive regulation of transcription by RNA polymerase II; positive regulation of dendrite morphogenesis. Gene Ontology annotation, molecular function: transcription coactivator activity. The transcript has 11 exons. NCBI's taxonomy places the organism in Eukaryota, Metazoa, Chordata, Mammalia, Dasyuromorphia, Dasyuridae. The record is from RefSeq and is a predicted model, not a curated record.
UCACGAUAACGGAACCUUUACUCAUUUGAAUGAACUUCAUGGGUGGGAUGCGCAACAUUUGUUGUUGUUGUUGGGUUAGUCUGAGCCGGAGGAUGGGCGAGUCCACUUCCUUAUCUCCCCUUAAUAUGCCCUCCCCCACUCCCCCCCCACCAUUGACUGCGGAGAAUGAGAAACCUUUGGACAGGGAGAGGAGCCAGAUAAUAAACCCCAAUGAUUAAAGAUUGAGACCCGCGGAGAGAAACAUGUCGGUGGCCUUUGCAUCUGCCCGUCCUAGAGGCAAAGGGGAGGUCACUCAGCAAACUAUCCAAAAGAUGCUAGAUGAAAACCAUCACUUAAUUCAGUGUAUUAUGGACUACCAGAGUAAGGGCAAGACUGCAGAAUGUACUCAGUACCAACAAAUACUACACAGAAAUUUGGUUUAUUUGGCAACAAUAGCAGACUCUAACCAGAACAUGCAGUCAUUGCUUCCUGCCCCACCAACGCAAAACAUGAAUCUUGGGCCAGGAGGAAUGCCUCAGAGUGGAUCCAAUCAAUCUAUCCAUUCCCAGAGCAAUCUCAGUGAUGCCAUUGGAACAGGCCUCCCACCAUCCUCUCUUAUGCAGAGUCAGAUUAGCAAUGGUCCUAACCAUGUGUCCAUGCAGCAAUCAGGACAAAACACAAUGCCAACAACUUCUAUGAGCAUGACAGUCAGCAGCCAUGGGACGGGACCAGGGUAUAGCCACACUGUGCCUGCUUCUCAAAAUGUGCCAAUGCAGGGCCAAGGAUCCAUAGGGAAUUAUGUAUCUAGAACCAAUAUCAACAUGCAGUCCAACCCAGUCUCCAUGAUGCACCAGCAAGCAGCUACAUCCCAUUACAAUUCUGCACAAGGUGGAAGCCAGCAUUACCAAGGACAGUCCUCUAUUGCAAUGAUGAGUCAAAGCAACCAAGGAAGCAGCAUGAUGGGUCAGCGACCAAUGGGUCCAUACCGCCCUUCACAGCAAGGUUCUUCUCAGCAGUAUAUGGGACAAGAAGAGUAUUACAGUGAGCAAUACAGCCAUGGUCAAGGUGCAUCUGAGCCAAUGAACCAGCAAUAUUAUCCAGAUGGACAUGGUGAUUAUGCAUAUCAGCAGUCAUCUUACACUGAACAGAGCUAUGAUAGGUCAUUUGAGGAUUCUACUCAGCAUUACUAUGAAGGAGGAAAUUCUCAGUAUAGCCAGCAGCAGGCUGGAUAUCAGCAGGGAGCUGCCCAACAACAGACGUAUUCACAGCAGCAAUACCCAAAUCAACAGAGCUACCCAGGACAGCAACAAGGAUAUGGUCCUGCUCAAGGAGCUUCAUCACAGUAUUCCAGCUACCAACAAGGACAGGGACAACAGUAUGGAAGCUAUAGAGCUUCUCAAACAGGACCAUCUGCCCAACAACAGAGGCCUUAUGGUUAUGAACAGGGCCAGUACGGGAAUUAUCAGCAAUAAGGGACAAGCUUCUUUGGUGGAUUCAUUUCAGUGCUAUGUUCAUCUUUGGAACUCGAUGUACAGAAGGUUUUGACUAAUUGUAAUAUGUUGGUUAUUCCUUAGCACAAAGCAGUGUCUGUAUGUGAACAGUGUUCAUUUCAUGCCGGUGAUGAAGCAGUGCACUAUACUGGUAAAGAGACAAUGCUUUAAUGGUCUGAUAUAUUUGGUGCUGUGUAUAGUAUUGUAUGUUGCUACAAUGCAACUUUUUUUUUUUCUUUUUUCCUUCUUCUUCUUCCCAUUCUUGAUGUUUCUAAAUAGCUUUAGGGGUCAUUUUAUCAUCAGAGUUUUUUGUGCCCAAUUAUGGGAAACAUCUAGGAUAUCCUGCAAUCCAUGUAUUUAUAGAAAUGGACCUUAGGUCUAAUUUCUCUAUCCAUCCUAAUGUAGGUUAGGAACUUCUGUUUAGCUGAAUGCAAUGCAGCUCGUCCAUGGCUUAUGGUUGCCUCUGAAAUAUAUGCCUCUUAACUGUACUACUUUAGAGGCAAAGGCAUUCUUUGUGGUAUGUCACUUUCCAUGCUACACAAUGAAAAAGAGAAAUGUUUCGUUUACUGGAAAUAUUAUGAACAGUAGUUUCCAGUGCUUACUAAUUACCCAUGUCACAUCCUGAUUUAGUCUGUCCAACAAGGUCUACAUUUUCGCAUUAAAAGGUAAAGAGGGAUCAUUUAUUCAAAAUAAUCUGACUCCACAGAGGUGUCUUAGUGGACAAUAUAGAUUGAGGAGUAUGGUAUGAAGGGAAAGAAAAGAUGUUCUUAGGGAAUUGGUCCAUUAAAGCAAAAUAAUAUUGCUUUAUUCUAUGUUGAUCUAAUUAAACAUUUCUGACAUUUGAAUUUUUAAAUGUGCUAGAUCUACAUUUAUAGAUACUUUUAAAUAUUAAUGCCAAAUUUUCCUGUCAAGUAGUUAGUUGAUUCUUUGUAUAUUAUUUCUUCCAAGGUAGUUCAGAUCUCCAAGCAAAUUUUGUAGUCUUAAUUAAAGAUGUAUUUCUGGGCUAAGUUUAUUUUGCCCCUCUUUUCCUACAGGGAACCUUGACUUAAUUGAAAUAUAAAUCAGGCAAAAAAAAAAAAAAAAGAAUAAAUGUUCCCCUUUGGCAAUUCAUAUUCUACUGUGAACAUGUUGAAAAAUAGAAAUCUGAAAAUUUAUAUGGUGAAUUGUAGCUAGCUUAGUUUCUAAGUGAAGAGUUCCUGAAAUCUGCAUAAACAAUACAGAGUAACUCAUUUUGAACAAUUUUAUUAAAGAAAAAACUUGAAUAAAUUUCUAAUAUCAUAUAUGUUUGAGUAUGAUCAAACUUUAUUUGGAUAAUAAAAUUUUUAUUUAAUAGGAAAAUAAAAAGAACUGGGGAAAUACUUCAACUAAAUACAAUCUUUAGAUUAGAACAAAAUAUAACCUGAAGGAAAUAUCAUCUUUUUUAUAUAUGUUAAUUCUGGUGGAGAUAGUCUUUUUUAUUAUUGUUACAGGUUUAUAUUUUGAAAACUCAAAAUUAGAAAAAUAGAUAUGUCAAGAUAUAUACAUUUGUUUUCUUUCUUUCAGAUAACAGUGGAUUGGGAUCCCAGAAUUUUAGAGCUAGGUCACAGAAUUUUAGAGCUAGAAGGAACCUUAGAGAUUACCUAAUCUAGCUCUUAUUUUACAGAUGGAGAAGCUGAGGGCCCAGUAAGAGAAAUGACUUGCAUUAGAUCACACAUGUAGUUAGUGGCAGAUUAGGAAGUAGAAGCUAGGUCUUCUGACUCCCAGACCAGUGUUUUUCCAAUUGUACUUCACUGCCUUUCACCCAACUAAUCAACAAAUACAUCAGUUGAUAAAAUUGAUCAACAAAGAGUAUUUGAUUGUUUGGAACUGUAUGAAAAAAAGGAUUGCUUUUUUCCAACCUGACUUUCAUUCAUCCUUGGUAGAUUUGGAGGCAAAAAAUAGUUCUUAAAGCUCAUACUCCCUUGACUCCUUUUUGUUACACACACUAGAUUUUCCAGUAGUAGUACUUCCAGUUCUUCAUUGUGUUAUCUCUGCAGUAUAGGUUAUACACAAAGUAUAUAACUCAACUUUAGUAUAAGUUGAGGUGAUUUGUGGGUAUAGACAAUUUAAAACAAGUAGAUACCAGCUUUGAGAACUAAAGUUAUCCACAAAUCGUAAGGCAUUGGUUUACUGAGUUUAUUUCAUUAUUGCUCUGGGGUUAUUAUAUUAGCAGAUCAGGUUACACAAAAGCGCUUAGUCAUUUAGUAUCAUAUAACUUAAAGCUGGAAGGUACCCCAAAUCUGGUGUUCUUCCUUCUAUACUAUGCUUCCAGUCAUUACAGCCCAUAGCUGCUUCACAGUACUUGGAGAGCCUUUUGGUAUGUGACAAAAACCAGUACCUUGGAUUUUUUCAGCCAUACUUAUUGUCCAACUUUGCUGUCAUUCCUAUCGCUUCCAUUUUACUUUUAAAGGCUUUCCAUCAUCUUAUCCAUUUCUUUCAUGUUCAUUAAAUUUCAGAAAGGUAAAAGAUCCCCAAGAAUAACCUGCAUUCAAAGUUGGGAUCUAAUUUUCAACUUCCUUGUCAGAUUGUUAUCUAAUACCUAUCUGAAUAUUUCUUGGUACUGGGAAUGCAUCACCUCAGAUUUCCAUCCAUUUCUAUCUUUAGUCAACUCUAGAAAGCUCUUCCUUUUUAGGUUGCUUUUUGUUUGACCUUACAUUAUCUGUCCUAAAUGUUACUUGAAUUCUGCCAUUGCUGAAUUAAAAGUUUUUGCUAAAAAUGUUACAAGAAAUUGAAUUUAAGGGACCUGUCCCUUGUGGUUUUGCCAUUUCUUUCCCUUCAUCACAAUUGUUAAACAACUAAUUUGAAAAUUCCCAUUGAAAAUAUUUAAAGAUUUAGAUAGCAAAGAAGAUGCAAUUUAUUUUGCUUCUUGCCAACAUGGAAAUAUGCCUCUUAUGUACAUUUUUUAAGUGCUGAAAAAUGCUUUUGAGAGAAAAGGACAUUUUAAAAAUACAUUGCCACUACUGUACCAGUCUGAAAUGUCUUACAUUAAGAAUUUCUUGAAUGUUGUGUAUAUAUUUAAAAGAGCACUUUGGAAAAUAGUUUAUACAUUUAUUUCCUAAUUUAUACAUGAUUUUUUGGUGUUAAUAUUUCUAACUAUUAAUAACAAAUGUUUAUUUAAUGUGUUGUCCAUUUUUAUGUAUUUUUGUGGGAAGGAAAAGUAAUGCCAGCAAUUCUGACUUUUUCAUCAAUUGUAUCACAACUUCUGUAAUAUUGAAUGUUUAAAAAAAAGGCUUAGGCUAAAAUGACUUGCUCGUGGAGUGUGUUGAUGGUACUUUUUUUUUUUUUUAAAUAAACUAGUAACUAAAGACCAGUAAAAAAGGAGUUGGGGACUUUGGGAAAUGGAUGCCCACACUCACCCCUUAUUGUCUGACAGAUCACAAUAAUGCAUUUGAGAAAUGGUGGUGACAGUUUUCAGAAUUGUUGAAAAAAUGAGAUUGUUAUGCAAAGAUCAUCAUGCAUCGUAGUUUUGUGUUGAUCCGUGUCUUUUGAUGAUAUAACUUUAGAAUAUUACAAAUAAUAUAAGGAACUCAUUUCAAAAGCCAUUGUUAAAGGUAUCAUGGUGGGAAAAGGCUUUCUAGAAAUGUGAAGGAAGCCUUAAUAUGUUUAUAUAGAUGGAGACUAAGUGGACCUCUGAUUUUGUCAGAUAUUUUAUAGAGAUGAGUCUGUAGCAUCCAUUCAUUAUUGUAAAAAGAAGAAAAGUGUUCUCAUUUUCAUUUGAAAAUUUAUUGCCAUUACUACAUUCCUGUUUAUUGAACAAAUCAGUUUAGUCUCUGUCAAUUGUGAAUACAGUACAUUUUUCAGUAAUCAUCUUGAUUGUUAGUUGGUUUUUUUCCCUGUCAGAUUUGAGUUUGGUGUACAAAUGGAGUUUAUGCUUUUGAUGUAACCUAUUAAUAAACUGGUUCUUCUAAAAAUCACA